GUGUGCACCGUCAGUCCAGCAGAUUCCAGCGCGCGAGCAGCACAGCAACAUCAAGACACUUCUCUUUAUCACUGGACUGUUGCAUAAUGCUUUCUCACUCGGACUUCACAAAAACGGAUUAACUGCAGAAGUUUGGCUGGAUUUAAAUAAAACGGACUUUUGGAUUACUUUGCACAAUCGGCAUUUUUUUGACGUCAGCCUCUGUUUGAUAAAGCAGGAGAGGGACAGAAAGAAGGAACAAGUGUCAUGGCUUUUGGCUUUUAAUUAUAAUUGUGUCAAGAAGCAGUGGGGUCAGCGAGCACCUGCAUCAGUGUCUUCUGAUCGAGCUGGAUCUUAUUGUACAGCAUGAAGCGAACCUUCCCUUCACUCCCGCUCUGUCUUCUCACAUUCCUGCUCCUGUCUCAGCAGUGCACAGGAAUCAAAUGGCUGGCACUAUCACAGACCACACAACACAUCAACAAGACCCAGCACUGCAAGACUUUGCCAGGCCUCGUCUCCUCUCAGGCUCAGCUCUGUAGGAGUAACCUGGAACUCAUGCAAACCAUCAUCCAAGCAGCACGGGAGGUUAAAAAGGUCUGCCAAAAGACCUUCGCAGACAUGCGCUGGAACUGUUCCUCUAUUGAUACUCAAAAAUUCCUCCCGGACCUGGAACGAGGAACGAGGGAAUCUGCAUUUGUAUACGCUCUCUCUGCAGCCGCUAUAAGUCACACUAUAGCACGGGCGUGCACCUCCGGAGACCUGAGGUUGUGCUCGUGUGGUCCGAUUCCAGGUGAAAUACCAGAGCCUGGGUACAGGUGGGGCGGCUGUGCUGAUAACCUGCAUUAUGGUCUCCUUAUGGGUUCCAAGUUUUCUGAUGCACCUAUGAAGUUUAAGAAGAAGUCUGGCACGCAUGCCAACAAGCUGAUGCAUCUUCACAAUAGCGAAGUGGGCAGACAGGCUUUGCGAGACGCUCUGGUCAUGAAGUGCAAAUGCCACGGUGUUUCUGGAUCCUGCUCCAUUCGGACCUGUUGGAGAGGCUUACAGGACCUGAAAGACAUCGCAAUGGAUCUGAAGACCAAGUACUUGUCAGCCACUAAGGUGGUCCAUCGGCCCAUGGGCACACGCAAGCAACUCGUCCCCAAAGACAUCGACAUCAGGCCAGUCCGAGAGAACGAGCUGGUUUAUCUUCAGAGUUCACCAGACUUUUGCAUGAGGAAUGACAAGAUGGGCUCUUUUGGUACUCAGGACAGGCAGUGCAAUAAGACCUCCAGCGGCAGUGACAGCUGUGAUCUGAUGUGCUGUGGCAGAGGCUACAACCCUUAUUCAGAGAGAGUGGUGGAGCGCUGCCACUGCAAAUACCACUGGUGCUGCUACGUCACGUGCAAAAAGUGCGAGAGGACUGUGGAGAAAUAUGUGUGCAAAUGAGUCUGCUAUCCAUCUCUGCGGUCUGCUCCGAUAAUUGUGCUGACCCCAUCACACGUACCUAUUCUCAGCUAAACUAAUCUAAAGGAGAUCUGGAAUGCGCUCUACUCAUUUUAACAGAACUGGACUGAAUUCUCAUUCGAAUUCCCAGACAUUGUGGUUGAACAAGCUGAAAAUGUCAAGACUUGAUUCUGUUCUAGAUAUUUUCAGCCUGGGUGUGGAGCAUAACCUUUGUCUACCUGACAUACUCGGCCACAGAUAACCAAAGCAUGUUACCAACGAGGCUUACUUUUGUCUUAUGCUUUUGCAGCUUGUAUGCUUUUGAGAAGACAUGGUUUAUUUUUGGCUAUAUGAACUUUUAUUAAGAAAUAUCAAUUCAGAAGCUGGACUUUAUUUUUUUUACUGCACAAAUGAACAUGGUCUUUUUGUUAAAAACACCCAGCUCACCGUCCUCAAGAGGAUUUUUCCUCUUUUUUAAAACAUAAAAGCAUAUGCUCCUUUAUCCAGAUUUUAAGUCUAUUUUCUUACACAGUACC
This is a messenger RNA of Rhinichthys klamathensis goyatoka, 1937 nucleotides long. RefSeq names its product wingless-type MMTV integration site family, member 11 (gene wnt11). Gene Ontology annotation, biological process: neuron differentiation; canonical Wnt signaling pathway; cell fate commitment. Gene Ontology annotation, molecular function: cytokine activity; frizzled binding. Bases 346 to 1404 code for a protein of 352 amino acids. The transcript is spliced from 6 exons. The record is from RefSeq and is a predicted model, not a curated record. Gene Ontology annotation, cellular component: extracellular region. NCBI's taxonomy places the organism in Eukaryota, Metazoa, Chordata, Actinopteri, Cypriniformes, Leuciscidae.